This is a messenger RNA of Cricetulus griseus (Chinese hamster), 521 nucleotides long. The record is from RefSeq and is a predicted model, not a curated record. Lineage: Eukaryota; Metazoa; Chordata; Mammalia; Rodentia; Cricetidae.
GCCAAAGCCCUUGUGGAGAGGCUGAGGAACCAUGAUGAUGAAGCAGAGUCUCUCAUCGAGCAGACCACGGCCCUCAGCAAGCGAGUGGAAACGAUGAAGCAGUAUCAGGAAGAAAUCCAAGAACUCAAUGAAGUGGCAAGACACCGGCCAAGGUCCACGCUAGUUAUGGGAAUCCAGCAAGAAAACAGACAGAUCAGAGAAUUGCAACAGGAGAACGAAGAACUGCGAACAUCCUUGGAAGAGCACCAGUCUGCCUUGGAACUGAUAAUGAGCAAGUACCGAGAGCAGAUGUUCAGAUUGCUAAAAACAAAAACAAAAACAAAAAAAAAACAUGACCCACGUAUAAUAAUGAAGUUAAAAGAGCAACACUCAAAGGGUUUCCCUGUGUAGCCCUGGCUGCUGUCCUGGAACUCAACUCUGUAGACCAGGCUAGCCUUGAACUCUUGAUCUUUCUGCCUCUGCCUCCUGAGUGCUGGAACUAAAGGCAUGUGUCACCAUACCCAGAAAUACCUCACAUUUUU